AUGGCCGAGAGAAAGAGGAACUGGAAUAAAGAAGAUGACCUGCCUGUGUAUCUAGCUAGGCCGGGCACGACAGCCCAGACACCGCGGCAGAAAUACGGGGGAAUGUUCGCCUCCGUGGAGGGGGCCUAUGAGAAUAAAACCAUCGACUUCGACGCCUACAGCGUGGGGAAGAAGGGGUCCCGGACCCCGCGGAGCGGCAGCCGGCACGACAUGCUGGACGGAGGGGACAACUACAGCGAGACCGCCAGCGACAUCAGCGAGAUCUCCGGCUCCGUCAUUAGCUCCCCGGGAGACCGGGAAGACAAGACCCCGGGCGUGGAGAUCAAAUACCCCAUGGGGAAGGAGCUACUGCAGGGCCAGGACAAUGGACAGAGUGACCGACUGCUCAUUAAAGGUGGAAGAAUUAUCAAUGAUGACCAUUCCUUCUAUGCAGACCUAUACCUUGAAGAUGGACUUAUAAAGCAAAUAGGAGAGAAUCUGAUUGUCCCUGGAGGAGUCAAGACCAUAGAAGCCAAUGGGCGCAUGGUUAUUCCUGGGGGAAUAGAUGUCAACACUUACCUACAGAAGCCCUACCAAGGGAUGACUGCUGUUGAUGACUUCUAUCAAGGCACAAAAGCAGCACUAGCAGGGGGCACCACCAUGAUCAUUGAUCAUGUGCUUCCAGAACCUGGAUCAAGUUUACUGACCGCCUUUGAGAAGUGGCAUGAGGCAGCUGAUACCAAAUCAUGUUGUGAUUAUGCUCUCCAUGUGGAUAUUACCAGCUGGUAUGAUGGGAUUCGAGAAGAGCUGGAAGUGCUUGUGCAAGACAAAGGUGUGAACUCGUUUCAAGUCUACAUGGCGUACAAAGAUCUCUACCAAAUGUCCGACAGCCAGCUUUAUGAAGCCUUUACCUUUCUAAAGAGUCUUGGGGCUGUUAUCUUGGUCCAUGCGGAAAAUGGAGACUUGAUAGCUCAGGAACAAAAACGUAUUCUGGAGAUGGGAAUCACUGGGCCUGAGGGACAUGCCCUGAGCAGGCCAGAAGAGCUUGAAGCAGAAGCAGUUUUCCGUGCCAUCACGAUUGCCAGUCGAAUAAACUGCCCAGUAUACAUCACCAAGGUGAUGAGUAAAAGUGCAGCUGAUAUCAUUGCACUGGCCAGGAAGAGAGGUCCCCUUGUUUUUGGAGAACCGAUCACUGCCAGCUUGGGGACAGAUGGGACACAUUACUGGAGCAAAAACUGGGCCAAGGCUGCAGCUUUUGUGACCUCACCUCCUCUGAGCCCUGACCCUACCACUCCAGACCACUUAAAUUCCCUCUUAGCAUGUGGGGACCUGCAGGUGACGGGAAGUGGACAUUGCCCCUAUAGCACUGCCCAGAAAGCCAUUGGAAAGGACAACUUCACUAUGAUUCCCGAAGGGGUCAAUGGAAUUGAGGAAAGGAUGACUGUGGUCUGGGACAAGGCUGUAGCCACAGGCAAGAUGGACGAGAGCCAGUUUGUAGCUGUCACCAGCACCAAUGCUGCCAAAAUCUUUAAUCUGUAUCCAAGAAAAGGCCGGAUUGCUGUAGGAUCUGAUGCUGAUGUUGUUAUUUGGGACCCUGAUAAGGUGAAGACUAUAACAGCCAAAAGCCAUAAAUCGGCCAUUGAGUACAACAUCUUUGAAGGAAUGGAGUGCCAUGGUGCCCCACUCGUGGUCAUAAGCCAAGGGAAGAUAGUGUUUGAAGAUGGAAAUCUGCACAUAAAUAAGGGAAUGGGCCGCUUCAUCCCUCGCAAACCUUUCCCUGAGUAUCUUUACCAGCGCAUCAAAAUCAGGAAUAAGGUGGGAGGACUGCAAGGAGUCUCGAGAGGAAUGUAUGAUGGACCUGUGUAUGAAAUUCCAGCUACACCAAAAUAUGCAACUCCUGCACCGUCAACUAAAUCCUCCCCUGCCAAAAACCAGCCCCCACCAAUCAGAAACCUCCAUCAAUCCAAUUUCAGCUUAUCAGGAGCUCAGAUUGAUGACAACAACCCACGUCGUACCGGCCACCGCAUCGUGGCACCUCCUGGUGGGCGCUCCAAUAUUACCAGUCUUGGCUGAAAAAUUAUGAUGGACAGAAACACAAGGAUGAAGGAUCAUGGGAAUAAUGUCCAUUCCCUUCAAUAUCUGUGUUAUCAAGCCCACAGUUUUAUUUGGUACUAAUGGAAAUAAAAACCGAAAUGUCUUUUUUUUUUUUAAUUUUUUUUUUUUUUUUUGUAUAGAAAGAGGUGAUAAUAGUGUGGUGUGUUUGCUUGGAACUACUUGCCUCACAAUUGUGCUUUCAUGCCAUAGUCACCUUAAAGCAUGGUGCUUCCAUUGUCCCUUUAGUGACUACAGGUUUUAGCUUUGUCUCGUAACUGAAUGAUGGUUCCUUUGCACCCUUUCGCUGUAUUAGAAUAGUUAAUGCAUGUUACUGAGUUAUUUAUGCAAGUUGCAUUCUGUGAGUGAGUCCCUUUAGAACACAUUGCCAACAAUUGACUAGACACAAUGCCAAGAUUAA
Cinclus cinclus is the source of this 2491-nucleotide messenger RNA. RefSeq names its product collapsin response mediator protein 1 (gene CRMP1). NCBI's taxonomy places the organism in Eukaryota, Metazoa, Chordata, Aves, Passeriformes, Cinclidae. Gene Ontology annotation, cellular component: cytosol; cytoplasm. The transcript is spliced from 14 exons. Gene Ontology annotation, molecular function: hydrolase activity, acting on carbon-nitrogen (but not peptide) bonds, in cyclic amides. The record is from RefSeq and is a predicted model, not a curated record. Bases 1 to 2052 code for a protein of 683 amino acids.